AUGGACAUCAAUAAUGCCUUUCUUCACGGUGACUUGAACGAAGAAGUAUAUAUGUCUUUACCUCCUGGUUUUCACAGCAACAAGCCGAAUCAAGUAUGUAAACUUCGACGAUCUCUAUACGGAUUGAAACAGGCCAGUCGCCAAUGGAACUCCAAGCUCACUGCUGCUCUAGUUCAGAAUGGAUUCCAUCAGUCCAAAUCUGAACCAUCUUUGUUUACUAGAGGUAUGGAUACCAAUUUCAUUGCUUUGUUGAUCUAUGUGGACGAUAUAAUAGCUGCCAGUCCGAGCAUAUCUGUCAUCAAAUCUGUUAAGCAAUUCUUAGACAAAGAGUUUAAAAUUAAAGAUCUUGGCCCCCUAGGCUACUUCCUUGGAAUUGAAGCUAGCAAAGUGAAAGGAGGCAUGAAUCUUUGUCAACGAAAAUUCGCUCUGGACAUCUUAGAAGAGGCUGGUUUCCUGGAAAGUAAGCCAGUACCAACCCCCAUGGUUCAAGGCUUAAAGCUAGCUCGUAAUGAUGGCACACCCCUGGCAGAUCCGACCAUAUUCAGAAGAUUGGUAGGGAGAAUGCUAUACCUUACUGCCACAUGCCCAGACAUAGCAUACUCCGUUCAACAGCUCAGUCAAUUUGUUGAUUGUCCUACGGACAAACACUUAAUAGCCGCUCAUCGUAUACUGCGUUACAUUAAAUUGUCACCUGGCCAAGGCUUACUAUAUACUUCAGAUUCUCAACUUCAGCUCAGAGUCUUCUCAGACUCCGACUGGACAGCAUGCGGUGACACUCGAAGGUCCAUCACCGGAUAUUGUGUAUUUCUAGGUGACGCCCUUGUGCCAUGGAAAUCCAAGAAGCAGAUGAAAGUGUCUAGGAGUUCCUCCGAAGCCGAAUACAGAGCCUUGGCAGCCACAGUCUGUGAGGUACAAUGGCUUGUCUAUCUCUUACAAGACUUGCACAUCCAGCUGGACAAACCAGCCACCUUAUUCUGCGACAGCAAAUCCGCUAUAGCCAUAGCGGAGAAUCACGUCUUCCACGAACGCACCAAACAUAUUGACAUCGACUGUCAUAUCGUUCGGGAGAAACUUAACCAAGGCCUCAUUAAGCUUCUGCCCGUAUCCUCCGCCAAUCAAGUGGCCGAUGGUUUUACUAAGCCUCUUGGCUCUCAGAUGUUCCAGACCUAUGUAUCUAAGCUGGGCGUUCAAAAUUUACACGCUCCAGCUUACGGGGGGGUAUUAGAGCAUGAUGUAGAAGGGGAUAAUGUGAAUUAG
Molecule: messenger RNA, 1257 nt
Organism: Ipomoea nil (Japanese morning glory)
Lineage: Eukaryota; Viridiplantae; Streptophyta; Magnoliopsida; Solanales; Convolvulaceae
Exons: 1
Coding region: 1-1257 (418 amino acids)
Source: RefSeq, a predicted model, not a curated record